CGGAUGUACUUCCGAAGUACUUCCGUUUUGCAUCAUUUCACAGCAGAUAUUCAGCUGGCCCUUUUUUUUUUUUUACUGAAAUUUGGUUUUAUUUCCGUCAACCAUGCCGGGUCCAUACAAAGAAACAGACCUGACGGAGAGGGUCGAAGCUUUUCUAUCCGACUUGAAGCGGGGAGGCAGCGGGACCGGACCUCUGAGGGGUUCGGCUGAGACCGCCCGAGAAACGACCGCGUUACUCCGCAGGAUCACAGCCCAGGCUCGGUGGAGCAGCGCAGGCGACCUGAUGGAGAUCAUCCGGAAAGAGGGCAGGAGAAUGACUGCAGCUCAGCCUUCAGAGACCACUGUGGGCAACAUGAUCAGAAGGGUGCUGAAGAUCAUCAGGGAGGAGUACGCUAGGUCUCGCGGUAGCAGUGAAGAGGCGGACCAGCAGGAGUCUCUCCACAAGCUGCUGACCUCUGGAGGACUCGGUGAGGAGAACUUCAGGCAGCAUUUUGCUUCCCUCAAAGCCAACGUCAUCGAGGCCAUAAAUGAGUUGCUGACGGAGCUGGAGGGAACGACUGACAACAUCGCCAUGCAGGCCCUGGAGCACAUCCACUCCAACGAGGUCAUCAUGACAAUCGGGCGCUCUCGCACAGUGGAGGCCUUCCUGAAAGAUGCUGCACGCAAACGCAAGUUUCACGUCAUCGUGGCAGAGUGCGCUCCCUUCUGCCAGGGACAUGAAAUGGCCACCGGCCUAUCAAAAGCUGGCAUAGAAACAACUGUGAUUGCAGACGCUGCUAUAUUUGCGGUCAUGUCUCGGGUUAAUAAGGUCAUCAUCGGUACUCAGACAGUUCUAGCCAACGGAGGCUUGAGGGCCGUCAACGGAACGCACACUCUCGCCCUCGCAGCCAAACAUCACUCCACACCGCUCAUCGUUUGUGCUCCCAUGUUCAAGCUCUCGCCUCAGUUUCCAAACGAGGAGGAAACCUUUCAUAAGUUUGUCUCUCCGCACGAAGUACUCCCUUUCACUGAAGGUGAAAUCCUCUCUAAAGUCAACGUGCACUGCCCCGUGUUUGACUACGUCCCCCCCGAGCUCAUCACGCUGUUCAUCUCCAACAUCGGAGGACACGCACCGUCGUACAUUUAUCGACUGAUGAGCGAACUUUACCACCCAGAAGACCACGAGCUUUAAUCUUUGAAACUAAAAAACACAUUUAAGUGCUGAUGCAGUGUUUUGUUUGCUACAAAACAAGAGUUCCAACGAGGGGUGUGGAAAAUAUUGAGAAAUGUUUUAUUUUAUGAAAAAAAUGGAUUGACAAAAAUCAAACUGUACAGUCUUAAAGGGACUAAACAAAUAAACUCAGUGCUUGAUUAGUAAAAAAUCUUCUAAAUACAAGAUGAAAGUGAGAACACAAACAAAAGCCCUGCUGCAUUAAAGAU
Molecule: messenger RNA, 1419 nt
Organism: Nematolebias whitei (Rio pearlfish)
Lineage: Eukaryota; Metazoa; Chordata; Actinopteri; Cyprinodontiformes; Rivulidae
Gene: eif2b2
Product: eukaryotic translation initiation factor 2B, subunit 2 beta
Exons: 8
Coding region: 104-1171 (355 amino acids)
Biological process (GO): translational initiation
Cellular component (GO): eukaryotic translation initiation factor 2B complex
Molecular function (GO): translation initiation factor activity; guanyl-nucleotide exchange factor activity
Source: RefSeq, a predicted model, not a curated record